UUUGCAGCUGAGUGCGCGUCGUUCUCGGUUGCCGGGUGAUCGGCCUCCGACCUCCCGCGCCAUGGACGCCCUGGCCCCCGGAGACCCCAAGCUUGUGUCCAUGAUCGUCAAUCACCUCAAGAAUCAGGGCCUCUUUGACCAGUUCCGCCGCGACUGCCUGGCCGACGUGGACACUAAGCCUGCUUACCAGAACUUAAGACAGCGAGUGGAUAAUUUUGUGUCCAACCAUCUUGCAAGUCAUACAUGGAGCCCUCAUCUCAACAAGAAUCAAUUGAGAAACAGUCUUAGACAGAUGGUGCUACAAUCGGGUAUGCUGGAGGUAGGCGUAGACAGAAUAAUUUCUCAAGUUGUGGAUCCAAAGAUCAAUCACAUAUUCCGGCCUCAGGUUGAAAAAGCUGUUCAUGAGUUUUUAGCAACUGUGGAUCAGAAAGAAGAGCCUGCUUCUAUGAACGUUGCACAAAAUUCUGAGAAACAAGAGCCUACCACUUCAGGCCCUUCUAAUUGUCCUAGCACAAGCAAAGCUAAUGAUGCUCUUUCUAUUUUGGAUACAAUAACCUCCCUUAAUCAAGAAGCCAGUGCUUCCAGGAUUACAGCUGAGAAUUCAUUGGGUAAAAUGUGUGAAAAGAUUUCCAAGAAGAUCCCCUUGACAGAAUUCAAAUCUCAAGCUUUUGAUCUUGGAACGGAGAAAGAUCAUGCUAUUGAAGAAACUGAAAAAAUUGCAUUGGAAACCACAACGGAGAUUGGAAAGCUUUAUCCUAAGUCAGAGGGAUCAAUUAAUGUUUUAACAUCUUUGAAGGAUUUUGACGAUAAGCAUGAAAAGGCUGGGCCUGUUGUGGAAAAUUUGGAAGAUGUGAUUGAAAAAAAUGAUAAAAUUGAUAAGAGGGAAAAAGAUGUAACAAAAGCUGAACAACUUGGGUUGUCAAAGAAUGAGAGAAGAGGCAAACGAAAAGACUCUGAAUCUGUCCGACGUGGAUCUGGAACUCUUAAACAGACAGCCAAGGAAAACUUAAAGAAAGAGUAUUUCCUGGAAGAUUCCGAUUUUGAGGGUCUGAGUGACAUUACUGUUAGUUCUGUCCAUACGAGUGACCUUUCCUCCUUUGAGGAAGAUGAUGAUGAAGAGGAGGAGGGUGAAGUUCCAGAUUCUGACAGCACUGAUGAAGUAGAAGAGCAAAGUUCUGAAGAAAAAGAUAUGAAUUUGGAAACAACCAAAGAAGAACAAAAGGAAAUCAAAGCGAAACAUGGACGGCAUCCUUAUGUCCACAAACCGUUUCUUUAUUCAAAGUACUAUAAUGAUUCGGACGAUGAAGAAACUGUGGUUCAACGUCGCCAGUCCAUUGCAAAAGAAAAGGCAGAGCGGUUACUCAGGCGACAGUGGAACAGAGAAAGGGUAGAAGACAAACGCAAACAGUUGGAAAUUGAGAAAGACCAGCUAUCAGAAGAGGUUCAAAGGAAUGAAGAAAAUCUUCAACCACUGGAAAAAAGGAUUAACAGUACUUUAAAUGUUGAAACUAAUUCAAGAAAAAUGCAGCAGCCAACCUCCCUCAUUUCAAAAGUUAGCAAAGCAGCUUUGAAAGAACAAAAAAUCCUGGAGAAAAAAGUGGCACUGAGAAGAAAAAGGAAAGGAGACUUAAGAACCUUAUCGGGGGAAGUUACUCUGCAUCAUGAAGACCGGAAAAGGAAGCGUGAACAGCUAGAAGAAUUUAAGGAAACUCAGCUUAGAACAGAGAACAAAGAAAAGGCUUUUGCUGCAACUACGAAGGAUUCCAAAAAUGCACAGGCUCCAGAUCAGCCACUCAGAUCUGUUCAGAUACUUUCAGAGUUGAAUGGUGAAAACAACAACCAUUUAAAAAUUGAUCAUGAGUCCUGUCGAAAGCAACCAAGAAACAGUGAUUUGGAUAUGAGCGGAUUGGAACCAUCUCGUGUUAAUAAGCUUGAUGACUUUGGAUUAGUAGAAGAAAAUCUUAAAGAUUCAUCGAAGCACAAAAGUGAAAUGAAGCAAGUAAAACAUGGUGAUGGGGAACUGAUGGGAUCUGAAAGUAGCUCUUGGACUUGUGAUAUUGACAUAAAUGAUGAUCAGAAGAUGGGAACUACUUUACACAGUGUCAUAACUAAUUGCCAACAGGUUAUCCAAUCAAGUGACAGCAAAGAUCUGCCUCCUUCAGAUUCUGCAGAAUUACCAAUAUUAGAACAAGGUCAAGAUAUCAAAUCUAGAGAUCACACAAAAAUAAAAGAGGAGAAAGGAAAAGAAAAGAAAUAUAUUGCUGAAGGCUCCUGGACAAAAUCCAGAGAGUAUACACAGGAAAAUACCAAAAGUUACGAGAAAAACAAAGAGAAGAGAAAUGAAUCUGAAUGCCUGCGGUCAAAAUUCAAGGAAAAUAUGCAUGAUGAUGUGAAACCUACUGAAAAAUGUAAAGAGAAACGGAAUGAUUUUGAAAACCCUUGCCUCAAAUUUAAGGAAAGUAUAAAUGAAGAAGGGAAAACCAGAGAAAAGAAAAAUGAGUCAGAACGUGGUCGAACAAAAUCUAGGGAAAAUACCCUUGAUGAUAAAGGCCAUGAGAAAAGUAAAGACAAGAAAUACAUGUCUGAACGCACUCGGUCUUUAUCUGAGGAAAGCUUGCAAGACGACUUGAAAGGCUCUGAAAAAGGCAAAGAAAAGAGAACCGAAUCUGGGAACUCGCGAUCAAAAUCCAGAGAGAAACUGCAUGACGAUACAAGAAGUCAUGAGAAAUUCAAAGAGAAUCAAAAUGAAUCUGGAAUCUCUCAAUCUAAGUCAAGGGAAACUGUACAGGAGGAUGUUAAAAAUAAAGAUAAAAAGAAGAAUUUUGAAAAUGCACGGUCAAGAUCUAAGGAAGAAUUGCAAGAAGAUAAAAGUAGGGAAAAGAGAGUAGAAAAGAGACGAGAAUCUGAAAGCUCAAAAUCCAAGGAAAAGGUUGAUAGCUCUCGGUCAAAAACAAAGGAAAGCGUUGAAUUGUCUCGAUCAAAGUCCAAGGAAGAUAAUGAACAUAAGCAGAAAGUUGUGGAGAAAAGGCACGAUUCUGAAACUGCUCGGUUGAAAUUUAAGGAACAUUCAGAAAUCACUAGAUCAAAAUCCAGGGAAAAAUUGCAGGGAGAUGUUCAAUAUGACGAGAGGGUAGAAAAGAGACGUGAUUCUGAAAACGCUUGGCUUAAAUCUAAGGAUAGUGUUGAUGGCUCUCGAUCAAAAUCCAAGGACAAAGUGCAGGAUACUAUUCAAAAUGAAAAAGGAAUAGAAAAGAAGCAUAGUUCUGAAAACACAGGCCCAAAAUCCAGGGAAUAUUCAGAAAGCUCGCACUCAAAAGUCAAAGAAAAGGUGCGAGAUUCUGCUCAGGGUUCAAUGAAAGGAAAUGACAAGAGGCAUGAUUCUAAGAUAAAACAUUUUGAAAAAUCACAUUCAAGAUCUAAGGAAGAUUUGCAGGUAAAUAAUGCAAAGAAGAUGGAACAAAGGUUUGAUUUUGGAAGUAAUCGGUCGAAGUCUGGGGAACGCUCUGAACAUUCACGGUCAAAAUCUAAGGAGCAUUCAGACAGUUCCCGAUCAAAAUACAAAGAGAGAGUGCAGGAAAAUAUUCAAAACAAUGAAAAAGGAAUGGAUAAGAAACACAAAUAUGAAAACACACUUUCAAAAUCCAUGGAACAUUCUGAAACAUCUCAGUCAAAAUCCAGUGAGAAAGGGAAGGAAAGCAUCAAGGACUAUGAUAAAGGGAAAUUUAAGAAGAGUGAUUUCCAAAAUGUUCAAUCAAAAUCUAAAGAACUUUCUGAAAGCAUGCAAGCAAAGACCAAAGAUAAAGCACAAGGUGAUGAGGAAGGAUCUGAAAAGGGUAAUUUUGAAACAAUUCAGUCAUGUUCCAAGGAUAAAGUGCCAGAUCUGCCUUGUAAUGAGAAAUUAGAAGAAAAAGAGAUCAAGUUGCCAGCUGCUUUAUCCAAGCCUGAAACAGAUCAUGAAGAUGAACAAAGCAGAGACCAGAGUAAUGAGCUGAAAAAUGUGGCAGAGUAUGUGGAGGAGGUGGAAAUGACCAAAAUUAAUGAAAUGCAAGAGAGUCAUAAAGUGGAGUUUGGUCAGUCAGGAUCCAAAGCUGACCUGCAUACAAAUGAAGAAAUUAUAGAAGGAAAAAGAGAUAUUGUACAUUCUGAGUUAAAGGAAUGGCAUUUAGGAGAAAAUGAAACAAAUAGUACGGAAGAAAAAUCUGAAAAUGCAUUCUUAAAGUCAAGUGAAAAAUUUGAAAAUGAUCAGUCUAAUAAUGAAGGAACUGAUAUAGAAAAUUCCCAGUUGCAUUUAAAAGAAAGCAGACUGGAUACUAAGGAAAUUGCACACACUUCUCCAGGAAACAUGGUGCAAAUUGAAAAUCUGAUAAAAUCUGAAGACAAAUUAGAGGAGAGAACAGAAACCUUUGAAAGUGAAAGGAUCAAAGCUGAGCCUAGGGAGAAUUUAAAUUUGGGAGAAAAAGAGCUUGAAACUGAACAAAAUGAGACUGGCAGAUGUAAAAUACCUCUUUCGGUUAAAGAACAAAGUGAAAAGCCAGCUCAUGAACAGUUAGCAAAAUCAAAUGAGAUGAAUGUUCAUCCAAACUUGGAACAGGGAUCUUUACAUAUCCCUUAUGUGGCAGCUUCUCCUGAUGAUCCAACUACUAAAGAUUCUAGUCUUUUUCAUCCAAUUGCUGCUAAAGCACAGUUUGUUUAUUAUGAUCCUUCUUCACCAGCUACUCCAACACUUGAUGAAAAUUUUAGCUACGAGGCACCUUCUAGUGUUUCAGACUCCAGUGUGCCUUCUGUGGAAGGUCCUGGAAAGCAAGAGGCACUCAGUUCUGAAAAUGUUGCCGAGGAAUUGUGUGCUAAAAACCAAGCUGAAGAAAUGGACAUCAAAUGUGAGCCACCAAAAGUAGAGUUGCAAGAGUUGCCAGUUCAGCAGGAUAUUGUGUCAGAAAUAAACACAAGUGCCGUAAAUGAAUUAAAAGAUGAAGAUCUGACUGGGGAAUCUGUCACAGGUGCUAGAGAGCAAAGUUCCACCAAAAACGAAAGAAAGCCCAAGCGCCCAUACACUCCAGUAGAAAAUCCUCCUAAAAGGAGACAUCUUCAUUCAGAGGAGAGAUCUGCUGUAGUGGGUGAACCUGUUGAAGCCACACCAGGUCAAGCACAAGAGGAGGAGGAAAGUCCAACACAAUCGCACGAAAAGACAACAAAAGUUGAAGAUAAAGCAAGAAACCUGACCAGUGAUGUAAGUAGCCAGAAUAAACCAACCACUCGUGCAGCUAAGAAAGUAAGCAGUCCUGAGCAUUUGUCUGUAACUGAGCAAGAAAAGCGUUCACUGACUUCCACGAAAGACAAACCAACAACUGAUUUAAAGUCGGGAAAAUCUCCAGCGCCAGUAUCAGUUACAAGAUCAAGAAAUCAACCAUCUCCUGUGAUUAAACAAGGGCGUAAAAGAGAAGCAAGUCCAGAACGCAAAAGACGACAGCAUAAGACUGAAGUGCCACCAAAGAGAACCAGGCGAUAACUCUGAAUGCUUAAUGUUACCACUUGGACUCUACAAAAUUAAAGUGUUGUGUACAUUGUAUAUUAUAAAUGAUAUUUGUUGUAGUAAUCCAAGGGAGAGAAGUCAGUAUUGAUAGGUUAAAACUGUCUGUUUACUGUACUUUUGUGUUGUAUAUGAGAAAUGGCACAAACAUUGUGCUUUUACCUGUUGUAACUUGCAAUUUUAAGUACGGUUUUCAUUCUAUGAAUGUGUUUUAUUUUUACCAAAUUCUAUUUAAUAAAAUUGUUUGCUGAAAGUAAGCAACUGAGGAUGCAGCUAUUCACAGUAUAAUUUUGUACAUUGUUAAUGUACAUUCCUUGAUGUUCCAUUUGUUAUAUUCUUGGAGUGAGUGACCAAACUAUUUUGUACUUGUACACAACUUAUUGAGCAUGUUCAAUUUGUUUAUAAUAAAAUUGUAUCCAUAUGAUGCUUUAUCAUGUAGAAAUACCUGGAGUCACUUGACAACAAAAUCUUCAAGAUCCAUUCACUGUUAUUCCAAUGAAGAACAAAUUUGGAUAUGAAAACUUUCAUCAUCUACUAUAGUUCUUGUCUGCAUGUCUGACUGUCACACUACAGACAUUAAACCUCAUUAAUUAACAAUAUUGGAAUUUGCUCAUCGGGACUUAAGAUUUGGUGUGUAUUUUCCAAUCUUGAUAAGUUUCUUCAUUGAAAACUUAAUUUGGCUUUCAAAAUUAUAUUCUAAGGAGAGUGAUAGCUCACUGCUUUUGUCCAAAAAUAGUAUUUUAUCAUAAUUUUAUCUAUUAAAAUAGUUUACUGUAAGUAAGGCUUGUCCUUUUUAAAUAGCCUAUAAAUUCAACUAUAAAGUUUGUCCAAUGGUGUUUUAUGGAGAAAUAUAAAUAUAUUUUGAUGAGAUGUUCAUAAUGUCAAAACUUGUUGGAUCAGGCCAGUGUAAACAAAAACACUUUAUACCAAAGCAGUGUUUUUAUCUGUAUUUUACAAUAUCUGUAAGAAAGGGACUUUUUUAUUUAUCUUAAGUUAAUCUAAUUCUUAAUAUUUUAUAUUAAUAGCAAUUACCUUUCCAUAAGAAUGGAGAACUUUCUUAUUGAAAGGAAGAAAACGGAGCAUCAGUCUGAAGAAUUUUUGGGAAGUUUCCAAUGUAAUGUACAAAACCUACUUUAAGGCUUAAACCCAGGCAUGUCUCCAAUCAACAUUCAAAUUAUGAAUGAUUAAAUUUAAAUGAGUAGCAUAAAUUUGUAUCUCUUUUCCUGCCUGCUCUUCUCCCUCCCCCCCAGCCCCGACACACACAAGAAGUUUUCUUUGCUCAAGGAAUAAAGGAUAAAAACAAAUUCUGACAAUCCUCAUCUUCUGCUGCAUUCUUUUUUGCUAGUUGACCUAAAAAUUUAUAAAAUCUCAGCCAAGCAUUAAUGUUUUUCAAGAUUGGGAAUUUGUGUUUCAAAGUUGUGUAUUUAAUGAUUUAAUAAAACUGCAAACAAUUUUUUAUUGGUGAAAUAAAGUAUAGCUAGUUGAUCUGGCUGGAAUCUAUCAAUUUUCACCUGAUCUAUUUUGGAGUGAUUUACAGUGGCCAGUUAACCUACCCACCUACACAUUAUUGGGAUGAGAGGGGAAACCUCUGGGGUCGCAAUGAGAAUGUGUAUACUCCACCUAGCCA
This is a messenger RNA of Mobula hypostoma (lesser devil ray), 7154 nucleotides long. It is a transcript of the gene bod1l1, whose product is annotated as biorientation of chromosomes in cell division 1-like 1. The record is from RefSeq and is a predicted model, not a curated record. Lineage: Eukaryota; Metazoa; Chordata; Chondrichthyes; Myliobatiformes; Myliobatidae. The coding region runs from base 62 to 5506 and encodes 1814 amino acids. The transcript is spliced from 15 exons.